Molecule: messenger RNA, 3206 nt
Organism: Protopterus annectens (West African lungfish)
Lineage: Eukaryota; Metazoa; Chordata; Ceratodontiformes; Protopteridae
Gene: ATG4C
Product: autophagy related 4C cysteine peptidase
Exons: 13
Coding region: 423-1799 (458 amino acids)
Molecular function (GO): protein-phosphatidylethanolamide deconjugating activity
Source: RefSeq, a predicted model, not a curated record
UCGGAGCAAUGUACGGCGUGACGUAAAAUUCACAGCAACCAGUACUUCCUGGAAAUGUUACCUCAGCGUCUUUGUAGUUGUGGUUGCUGUGAUCGUCAGUUAAAAAGCAGAUUGCUCUUAUUGACAGGUCAUUUGGAACAACCAUGAAUUCAGAAUGGAUUGCACAGUACUCAACUCAUUUCUUCUGCUUUUAAAGAUGAGACACAGUGAAUACCUGAAGAAAUGUCAACACAGAAACAUACACGGAAUCCUAACUCAGAAGUAUACCUCUGUGUUGUCUUGAAUCCGAGGUUAUUCUGUGAUAAAGAGAUAUGCAAAGCAGUAAUUGUGCAAAAAUGGGAGUUUGAUGGAAGAAGAAUGAAGAGGGGCCUUUGACAAUCCAUUGAGAAGCAUGUGAUGGCUUUUGCAUCCCAUGGAUCAGUAUGGAGGCCACAGGAAGUGAUGAAGUGGAAAAGAUAAAAACAAAAGUCAGAUCUGCAUGGCACAACAUGAAGUACAGUUGGGUAUUGAAAACAAAGACCUACUUCAGUAGAAGCUCACCUGUAUUUCUUCUAGGAAAAUGCUACCAUUUGAAGGCUGAAGAUGUUGAUGCUCUGCUGCCACAAGAAUCCACACUUCUUGCAUCAAAUAGUGAUUCAUUUUCAGGAUAUGCUGAAGAGUUCCGUAAAGACUUUAUCUCCAAAAUUUGGUUAACCUAUCGACAAGACUUCCCUCAGAUAGAGGGAUCACCUUUUACAACGGACUGUGGUUGGGGAUGUACACUUAGAACCAGCCAGAUGUUGUUUGCUCAAGGGCUUGUACUCCAUUUUCUAGGAAGAGGUUGGACUUGGUCUGAGGCACUACAAAUUGAAAGUUCUGAUAUUGAUUCCUGGACAGCUAAUGCAGCACGGAAGCUUAUGGCCUCUUUAGAGUCUUCACUCCAGCGAGAACGAGACAUAAAAUCUUUAAGCAGUGACAAAUCAACUCCCCAAAAAAGCAGAGACACUGAUAAUGAUAAAACAGAAAUGUAUCACAGAAAAAUCAUCUCUUGGUUUGCAGACUCUCCGUCAUCUGUGUUUGGCUUGCAUAGGCUAAUAGAGUAUGGAAAGAAGUCUGAUAAAAUUGCUGGUGACUGGUAUGGACCAGCAGUAGUAGCCCAUUUAAUGAGAACAGCUGCAGAAGAAGCAACAGAUCCUGAGUUACAGGGAAUAACAGUGUACGUUGCUCAGGAUUGUACUGUUUAUAGUGCAGAUGUGCUUGAGAAGCUGCAGCUGCUCCCAGGAUCUGAAAGAGACAGCAAAGCAGCUAUUAUUCUAGUGCCUGUGAGACUUGGUGGUGAAAAAACAAACCCAGAAUACUUAGAGUUUGUAAAGGAGAUGUUAAGCCUUGAAUACUGUAUUGGUAUUAUCGGUGGCAAACCUAAGCAGUCCUACUACUUUGUUGGAUUUCAAGAUGACAGCUUGAUUUACAUGGACCCUCAUUACUGCCAGUCUUUUGUAGAUGUCAGCAUAAAGGAGUUCCCUCUUGAGUCAUUCCAUUGCCCUUCACCCAAGAAAAUGGCUUUUGCUAAAAUGGACCCAAGUUGCACGAUUGGCUUCUAUUGUAAAGGUUUAGAAGACUUUGAGAAAAUUAGUGAAGAGAUAACUCAGGUACUGAACUCCUCACCUAGAGAGAAGUAUCCAUUAUUUACAUUUAUAAAAGGCCAUGCUAAAGACUAUGAUUUUGCAUUGACUCCGGUUCCUGAACAAAGUGGCCUAUUCUUUGAUGAUGAGAGUGAAACACUAACACACAGUAACACAGAUGAGUUUGUCUUGCUCUGAAAACAUGUAGGCAGAAAUCUAGAAGAAUUCUGUUAUGUACUGAUUUCUUCUGCUUCAAGUCAAUUGUGAUAAGGUUUUAUUACUUUGAACUUUUAAAGACAGACUUAAGAAGAGCAAGUCUACGGAUGUAUUAAUUUAGCAUUAAAAUGAAAAGGAUUCUAAAAAAUUUUAGAUGACUUUUAGUGUUGCUCUUAAUUGUAGUAUGUACAUUACUUUUGCUAUUUUUAAACAUGUUUUGAAUACUUGUCUGAGAAGUUGCCUUGUCUUGUGUAUGAAAGUCAGUAUAUUAAUAAUAAUAAACAUUAUCAUAUAGUAAUAAUAAGGUAAAACAUAUGUAUCCAUGUGAUUGAGUAUCAUGCCGAUUCCCUAAGAAUAUUUAACAUGUUGACUAUUUUAUAUCUUAAAAGGGGUAUCUCAAAUACAGAAGUCUGAUGUAAUAAAAUACACUUUGUGGAUGUUUCUUUAAUGUAUUAUAUUCAUAUAGGCAUCCUGCUGCUGAACCACAUUGUGCAAUAAGCAACAUAUUUCUCUUGCAAACAGAGCUGUAUUCUAUAAGUCAGAAGUUACCCUUCAUCACAAAUAUGGCUCCUGUCUUAUCUUACAUAGUAAAGCUUUCCGGUGGGCAUAAAGGAAUCAAACCAGCAAUAACUAAAAUACAAUAUAUAUUUUUUAUGAGCAACAGAUUAUCAUUUCAUACAUAAAAGCAUUAGAAGUUUGGAUAUUAUUUGGUUUUGAUUACAAAUAUUUAUUGAGUGCUUUGUAGCUUUCCCUUUGCCCUUCAGUCAGCUUUUUAGAUUGCCUAAAAGUUAUAUUAAAUUAUGCCCUAACCCUGAUGAAAGUCUGCUUACUGUAUGUUUACAGAAGGUUGAAUGAACAGCAGUGUAAACCAUAAUUUAGAAUUUUGCAGCUAUGUUCGGUGGCAAGUGGUCCAUGGCAAAUUUGUGCUUCAAGUGGAAAAUAUUUAAUGAAUAAGAAAAAAAGGAAGAAAAAGAUUAAACAUAAGUGUGAAUUGUUAACAAAUGAAAAAUAAGCGAACCUAACUGUAUGCCAUAUAGGUCUGUGUCCACGGGGAUCGUUUAAUAAUGGCUUUGAUGUUGCAGUCUCUUUUAAACCCUAACAAGAACAACAACACUGGAAGGUUACAACUUUGAAAGAAUUUACAUUAAGAGAAGGUGGUUCUUUUGACUUGAAAUAGGUGCACAGUGUUUCAAGCAUUUUUUCAAGGAGAGAGUAGUUUUGGAUGCAGCAAUAUUACAGUGGUACACUGUAAAUGAAAUAUACGUAGUCCAUUACUGCUUAUUUGUAGAUACUGUAAGACAUUUUUGUUGUAUGGCAACUGAUUGUACAUUUAUAUUUUUCAGUGUGACAGUUCAUGAAUAUAUUAAAAGUGAAGCGAUUUUUUCUUGC